Messenger RNA from Pyricularia oryzae 70-15, 1317 nucleotides. RefSeq lists its product as uncharacterized. Lineage: Eukaryota; Fungi; Ascomycota; Sordariomycetes; Magnaporthales; Pyriculariaceae. The transcript has 6 exons. The coding region runs from base 263 to 1012 and encodes 249 amino acids. The record is from RefSeq and is a predicted model, not a curated record. Gene Ontology annotation, molecular function: protein-lysine N-methyltransferase activity.
AGGAACCACCGAGCAACGCAUCCCCCGGAAACGCAUUACUUGAGUAAAUGCCAGUCGAUCAACCAUACCCUCGGUGCUUAUUAUGCCACGCCUCCCUCUAGGGGAGGCCGUUUGGUGCCGUGGAAGGUUUGUUUUUCUUUUCCUUCUUGUCUUUAGCUUUCCCGUCGUGUUCUUCUACACAUUUUGUGAUAUAUAAGUAAUCCAAGCUCAUUUCCCGCUGUUACAUAUACAACCUCUCCCUGGUUCUAAACUAUAAAUUGCAAUGGAGACUAUGGCUUGCUUUGGAGGAGACGAUGACUUUGCCCUGUCGUCUCAUGCCUUGGACGCCCUCAAAGAGUUCUAUGCCGAUAGGGAUGCGAUGAAGGCCAGGUUUGAGGACCUCAAGACGGACGCAGAGAAGCGUCAUGCCGAGACUCUGUCCAUUCAUGACUUUGGUGAGGAUUGGCAGGCCUCGCAGUUCUGGUACUCCGAUGACACCGCAAACCUCAUCGCCAGGCAGCUGCUUGACGGGGCGACUCCCGAGACUACCAUCGCGGCUGUUUCGGCACCGAGCGUCUUUAUUGCGCUCAAGAACGCCAUCGCUUCGUGGGACCAAGAGUCGAGGCCAAAGCUCGUGCUUUUGGAGUACGACUCGAGGUUCUCGAUAUUCCCGGAAUAUGUCUUUUACGACUAUAACCAGUCCCUGAAGCUGCCGGAGUCCCUACUGGGUGCCGUGGACCGCAUGGCAAUUGACCCUCCAUUCCUUAAUGAGGACUGUCAAUCAAAAGAGGCAACAACAGUGAAGGCCCUGGCGAGGCCCUCGUCCGCGACGAGCGACGGGGCGCGCAUCGUCAUCUGUACGGGCGAGCGCAUGGAGACCCUGCUCACGACCAAGCUCUACUCGGAGCUGGGCCUGCGGACCACCACUUUUGAGCCCGAGCAUGCCAACAAGCUCAGUAAUGAGUUUUACUGCUAUGCAAACUUUGAGUGCGACGAGUGGGAGUGGCGAGAGAAGAUUGCUCUUGCUGCGUGAUGCCUGAUUUUUUUUUUUGGUACAAAGGCAUCUCAAAAUUCGAAGGUGUUGGUUUGAAUGGAGGUGGGGAAAAGGCGUUGGCGUUCAUGUUUUCUUCUUUUUCGUAUGUUGGAAAUGAGUUUUAAGCCCGGCGUCCUUCAUAAGUUACUUUAGCGUCAUUUGCGAUUUUUCCAUGAACCAGACUCGACAGUGCUUGGUUGUGAUCCAGAACGUGAUUUGGUUGUCGUUAAUAGAUCAAGACUGUCCCAAAAGACAUGUAAUUAUACACAACUCCUCCCCAGUCCAGCACGCCUCCAGAUUACUCC